AUGGAUUUCUUCAACAAGGCCGCUUCCCUUGUUAGCGCCGCUACGGAGACGAAGGCGGAAGCAGCGCCCGCAGCCGCGCCCGCAGCCGAGGGCUUCAGCAUCGGUGGCGUCUCGUUGACGGAUGCAGCUGGCUAUGUUGAAAAGGCGAAAGCAGCGGUAGCCGUUGCACAAUGCAACGAGGCGGUGAAAAAGGCUGGCUUUGACGACGAAGCCAAGGUGCUCGGGGAUCUUCUCAGUCAAGCUGAGAAGAUGAUUCCUGGUGCGCCAGCGCCUGCUCCUUCUCCUGCUGCUUCUGCGCUUUCUGCUGCUACUGCUGCGCUCGCAGCCGUCGCUGCCCCUGCAGCUGCUGCUGCGCCUGCCGCCGCUGCUGCGCCUGCUGCUGCGCCUGCCGCUGCCGCUGCUCCCGCUGCUGCGCCUGCCGCUGCCGCUGCUCCCGCUGCUGCGCCUGCUGCUGCGCCUGCCGCUGCCGCUGCUCCCGCCGCUGCUCCUGCUGCUGCGCCUGCCGCUGCCGCUGCGCCUGCAGCAGCUGCCGCCGCUCCUCCCUCUUAA
This is a messenger RNA of Closterium sp. Naga37s-1, 549 nucleotides long. The record is from the annotation of a GenBank genome assembly. NCBI's taxonomy places the organism in Eukaryota, Viridiplantae, Streptophyta, Zygnematophyceae, Desmidiales, Closteriaceae.